AUGCAGAAUUUAACAGAGCAGCCGGAGUCAUCAAUAUCACCAAUAUCACCUACCCACAGGAGAGGGCCUAGUGUGUCAACGCCGCCUUCAACCGCGAUAGAUGACGGCUCAUACUUAUCGCCAACUACUCCUGAUCGGAAACAUGCAUUUGAUGGAUCCACCCUCAAUUCCAGAUCUGGUUCUCUACAGUCCAACGAUCCAGCAAAUCGACUCCGGUCAAAUUCAGGGCUUUCGGCCGCUUCUAGUGUCACCGUCCAUUCGAAAAGCAGUCUAGACUACGAGUCGACAGAAGAUGCCUUGCAUCCCGACAAAGGUAACGAAAAGGAUUUCCAGGUCGACAACAAUCCUUUCGCCUUUUCCCCGGGAAUGCUGAACAAGCUUUUAAAUCCGAAAUCUCUAUCAGCUUUCAAAGCAAUGGGCGGUCUUCGGGGCCUCGAGAAGGGCCUACGAACAAGUCUAACCGCUGGUUUGUCGCAAGAUGAGGCUCGCCUUGAUGGCCAAGUGACUUUCGACGACGCGACAAGCGCUGCGUCCGAAAAAGAUGCUUUUUCAAAUGUUCCUCUUGCUCGACAUGCCUCGAAUGCAUCCGUGCGCGAGGUCAAAGACCAAUUCGAAGAUCGACUUCGCGUUUUCCGAGAUAAUCGAUUGCCAGAGCGAAAGCCUGAUGGGAUCUUGGUUCUCAUCUGGAGAGCCUACAACGAUAAAAUCCUCAUUCUCUUGACCAUCGCAGCCGUCAUAUCUUUGGCUCUGGGCAUCUAUGAAAGCGUUUCCGGUGAAUCUGGUGUCGACUGGGUCGAAGGCGUUGCCAUUUGUGUCGCUAUUAUCAUCGUUGUUACUGUUGGAGCAGCAAACGACUGGCAGAAAGAGCGACAAUUCGUCAAGCUCAACAAGCGUAAAGAUGAUCGCGAGGUCAAGGUCAUUCGAUCCGGUAAAUCCAUCAUGAUCUCAGUCCAUGACAUCACAGUCGGCGAUGUUCUCCAUCUCGAACCUGGUGAUGCCAUUCCAGCUGACGGCAUCUUUAUCACUGGUCACGGGGUGAAAUGUGACGAAUCAUCCGCUACCGGUGAAUCUGACCAGAUGAAGAAGGCUCCCGGAGACGAAGUCUGGCAGCGAAUCCAGGAUGGCACAGCGACCGCUAAGCUAGAUCCAUUCAUCAUCAGCGGUUCCAAGGUCCUCGAAGGUGUCGGCACGUAUCUAGUCACCAGCGUUGGCGUCAACAGCUCUUACGGCAAGAUUUUGAUGAGUCUCCAGACAGACAACGACCCUACACCGCUACAAGUCAAACUUGGAAAGCUCGCAAACUGGAUCGGUGGACUGGGCUCAGGAGCUGCCAUUCUCCUCUUCUUCGUUCUCUUGUUCAAAUUCGUCGGCCAUCUAUCCAACGAUCCACGUCCUGGUCCUGAGAAAGCCCAGGAGUUCUUGGAUAUCCUGAUUGUUGCCAUCACCGUCAUCGUCGUCGCGGUGCCUGAGGGUCUACCUUUGGCUGUCACGUUGGCUCUCGCCUUUGCCACAACUCGAAUGCUCAAAGAGAACAACCUAGUGCGCGAGCUUCGCGCGUGCGAGACCAUGGGUAACGCUACCACAAUUUGCUCUGAUAAGACCGGAACUCUUACGCAAAAUAAGAUGACCGUGGUCGCUGGGACGAUUGGUUCGAAUGAGAAAUUUGCCUCUACACAUUCAGAUGGAGAUUCAAAGGUUAUGCCACCUGCGACGAUGUUCCAGAAGCUUAGCGCUGAAGUGAAAGAACUAUUCCGACUCUCCUUCACACUGAACAGCACUGCGUUUGCCGGCGAGGAGAAUGGGGUGCCAACAUUUAUUGGCUCUAAGACUGAAGUUGCACUGCUCACACUCGCGAAGGAGCACCUCGGCCUAGAUAACCUGGCCGCGGAACGCUCUAGCUAUAAGGUCAAGCAGCUCAUUCCAUUCGAUUCUGGCCGAAAAUGUAUGGGGAUUGUGAUCAAACGGCGUGGCGGUUACCGCCUUUUGGUCAAAGGUGCAGCAGAGAUCAUGUUGGCCAAUGCCACCAAGACAAUCUCCAACAUCUAUGAAAAGCAAUUCCAUCUGGAUGACCUUACUGCCGAGGACAAGGAGAAUGCUGCAGCGAUCAUUGAGGAGUACGCGAAGCACUCGCUGCGCACCAUCGGUAUUCUCUACAAAGACUUCCCGCAGUGGCCACCCGCAGGCGCGAAGACUUUGGAGGAAGACCCCAAGAUGGCAGAGUUCGCCGACAUUUUCCACGAAAUGACAUGGGUUGGCGUUGUUGGUAUCCACGAUCCUCUUCGAGAUGGUGUCAUUGAAGCAGUUCAACAAUGUCAGCAUUCCGGUGUGGUGGUCCGCAUGGUCACCGGUGACAACGUUACCACUGCUCGCGCCAUCGCCACCGACUGCGGCAUCCUCCGGAAAGACGAAGAAGGCAUUGUCAUGGAAGGGCCUAAAUUCCGCCAAUUAUCUAACGAGGAGAUGGACAGCAUCCUGCCCAAGUUGCGUGUCUUGGCUCGGUCGUCGCCAGAAGAUAAGCGAAUCUUGGUCGGCCGCCUCAAGCACCUCGGUGAAACUGUCGCUGUCACUGGCGACGGAACUAACGAUGGCCCUGCACUGAAGAUGGCAGAUGUCGGAUUCAGUAUGGGCAUCGCAGGUACAGAAGUUGCAAAGGAGGCCUCAUCAAUCAUCCUUCUCGAUGACAACUUCUCCUCGACCAUUACUGCUCUCAUGUGGGGACGAGCCGUCAACGACGCAGUCAAGAAAUUCUUGCAAUUCCAGAUCACCGUCAACAUCACUGCUGUGGUCUUGACGUUCGUCUCUGCCGUUUCCAACGACUCGAACCACUCGGUCCUCACCGCCGUGCAGCUCCUUUGGGUCAAUCUCAUCAUGGAUACCCUUGCUGCGUUGGCGCUCGCCACCGACGCCCCGACAAAGAAGAUCCUCGACCGUCCACCACAGCCCAAGUCGGAAGCGCUCAUCACAAUCAACAUGUGGAAGAUGAUCAUCGGCCAAGCCAUUUACCAAUUGGUGGUCACCUUCACGCUCUACUUUGCAGGCAUGCGUAUCCUCAACUAUGAGCCCACCCAGCAGACGGAACUCAACACGAUCGUCUUCAACACGUUCGUCUGGAUGCAAAUCUUCAAUGAAUUCAACAACCGCCGCUUGGACAACAAGUUCAACAUCUUUGAAGGCAUCCACAAGAAUUUCUGGUUCCAGGGCAUCAACUGCAUCAUGGUUGGCGGACAGAUCAUGAUCAUCUUCAUCGGUGGCCGCGCUUUCAGCAUUACCCGCCUCAACGGACCUCAGUGGGCGAUUUCUCUCUUGUGUGCCGUGCCCUGUCUCCUGUGGGCUGUGUUGGUGCGGCUGUUCCCCGAUGCUUGGUUCGCUGUUUUCUUUAACGCCGCUGUUGCAGCAUUGACAUUUGUUCUCCGUCCCGUCUGGAAGGUCCUCCAUAUCGUCUUCCAUCCUAUCGCACAGAUGUUCCGCGCGAUUUCUCGAGUCACGAAGCGCGCUUUUGGCAAGAAGAAGACCGAGGAAGAACCAGAGCCGGUCGACGAAGAACGCCCCUCGACUACUACUAGCUAUCCUGGAUCUCGACCCAAGACCAUGGAAGACGAGACUGGUUCGCAGUCUACACCGGCUCUCACAUCCACAGGCUCGAACGAUGGUAGUCCCGAGAAGGAGCGAACACCCCUCAACGAAAUGCCACUGCCGUCCGUGUCUAUCACGGCACCGAAGUGA
Exophiala aquamarina CBS 119918 is the source of this 3723-nucleotide messenger RNA. Its product is annotated as Ca2+-transporting ATPase. Gene Ontology annotation, biological process: calcium ion transmembrane transport; intracellular calcium ion homeostasis. The coding region runs from base 1 to 3723 and encodes 1240 amino acids. Gene Ontology annotation, molecular function: P-type calcium transporter activity; ATP hydrolysis activity; ATP binding. The transcript is spliced from 2 exons. Gene Ontology annotation, cellular component: intracellular membrane-bounded organelle; membrane. NCBI's taxonomy places the organism in Eukaryota, Fungi, Ascomycota, Eurotiomycetes, Chaetothyriales, Herpotrichiellaceae. The record is from RefSeq and is a predicted model, not a curated record.